GGCGCCGCGGGGAGCGCCGGGCGUGCGGCGGCAUGGAGGCGCAGGAGCUGUUUCGGCGGUUGGGUGCUGGUGCCCGCUUUGACGUGCGGCGCUUCGGGCUCGAUGCGCGGAGAUUCGGGGUGAUAAAGGGGAGCGGCUGCAGCGCCUCGUUGGAGAGCCUCGACUUCUUCGGGCGCAAGGAGGGAGCCUCUCUGGGGUCUGUCGUGGAGAGCUGGGGGCUCACAGGGGCUGAAGAGGAGGUAAAGAGUGGAGAACAGCCGCAGGAUGAAGCCGGGAAAAACUAUGGAGAGAUGGCAGGAAAGAGAAAAAGAGCUGCAGAAAGCGGUGGAGGGAAAAGAAAAAAGAAAAAGGCACGAGAAGCAACAUCAAUACCAGAGUUGUCAGAAAGUAAUGGAAUAAAGUGGAUGUCCUCUUUGGAAGCAAAAUUCGAAGUUGCAAAAGACAGAAAACCUACUGCAGAGAAACUGGAACGCUUGAGAAGAGAAAAGAUAAACCGCUUCAGAAAUCAACACAAGAUUAAUGUUCAGGGAACAGAUCUUCCUGACCCGAUUGCAACAUUUGAUCAGCUUCAGAAAGAAUAUAAAGUCCACCCUAAAAUCAUGGAGAAUAUCCAAGCUGCUGGCUACCGUGUCCCAACACCAAUCCAGAUGCAGGCUAUUCCCGUCAUGCUUCAUGGUCGGGAACUUCUAGCUUCAGCUCCUACUGGGUCUGGAAAAACACUGGCAUUCUGUAUUCCUCUUUUAACACAUCUGAAACAACCUCGGAACAAAGGAUUCAGAGCUCUGAUCAUAUCGCCUACCCGAGAACUUGCUAGCCAGACACAUCGGGAGCUGGUGAAGUUGGCUGAGGGGACAGGCUUCAGGAUACAUAUGAUCCACAAGGCAGCUGAAGCAGCAAAGAAAUUUGGGCCCAAGUCUUCUAAAAAAUUUGACAUACUAGUCACUACUCCAAACAGACUCAUUUAUUUGCUGAAACAAGAUCCUCCAGCAAUAGACUUGACCAGUGUGGAGUGGCUGGUGGUGGAUGAGUCAGACAAACUGUUUGAAGAUGGAAAGUCGGGGUUCCGAGACCAGCUAGCCUCCAUCUUCCUGGCAUGCACGUCCCACCUGGUGAGAAGAGCCUUGUUCAGCGCAACCUUUGCACAUGAUGUAGAGGAAUGGUGUAAACUCAGCCUUGACAGUGUUGUUCUGGUGUCCGUUGGAGCAAGAAACUCUGCAGCGGAAACAGUAGAACAAGAGCUGGUGUUUGUUGGAUCUGAGACGGGAAAACUAACAGCAAUGCGAGACCUUGUUAAAAAGGGUUUUGCUCCUCCAGUCCUUGUUUUUGUACAGUCUAUUGAGAGGGCUAAAGAACUUUUCCAUGAACUUAUUUACGAAGGCAUCAAUGUGGAUGUCAUCCAUGCGGACAAAACACAGCAGCAGAGAGAUAAUAUAGUACAGAGUUUCAGAGCUGGGAAGAUCUGGGUGCUUAUCUGCUCAGCCUUACUAGCUAGAGGGAUUGACUUCAAAGGAGUGAAUAUGGUCAUUAAUUAUGAUUUGCCAACAAGUGCGGUGGAAUACAUCCACAGGAUAGGUCGUACUGGAAGAGCAGGGCACACGGGAAAAGCAGUCACAUUCUUUACAGAAGAUGAUAAACCUUUAUUACGGAGUAUAGCCAAUGUUAUUCAGCGAGCUGGCUGUCCUGUGCCAGAUUACAUAAAACACCUUCCCAGACUGCAAAGCAAACAAAAGAAGAAGUUCAUUAAGAAACCAUUGGCAAGAGAAUCCAUUUGUACCACCCCACAGUGUUUCUUAAAAAAAGCCAAAAGAAAAACGAAAACUACAAAGGAAAAUAAGGGAAAAAAGAAAGAAGAUAAAAAUGGCAGUAAAUUGCAGACUGUUUCAAAAAGCUGAAUGAUAGACUACUCAUGAGCUGGGGGUGACACCUGUGUCCGAAUGGAGAUAGCAGCGAUGGUGAAGGGAGACAAACAUUCCUUGUGUUUCCUUCUGGGUGAGGAUGGAUGUUUUAUAAAUAAGAAAGUCUCUACUGAGGAAAUACCAGUAGAAGGUUCCUGAAUGCUUCUUGCAGAAGCUGAAGAGUGUGCUCUUGCAGUAAAUGCCUUGUGUUUCUGAAUAGUUCAAAAAUAGCAUCUGUUUGUGUUACUCUCACGCAGUUCUGUAUUACACCUUGGAAGUACCGUCAGUUCUGUGUUCAGAUCGCCCUAAUAUGUUUGUCAGACUUCCAGAAGAUUCAGUGGCAGAAACCAAACAAAGCUUAGUGUCAGGCUUGGUAAACGCAGCUGUCGGGUUUCUCUGGACACUGAAAAAAACCCACCAAACCUACUUGUAUUGCAUGUGAACGUAAAGCCUUGCUCCUCAUGUUUUUUUCUUAUGUAAAGUCAUUUUGAAAUAACUAAUACUUUCUGUCUGUAAACUCCAGUAAUUUUGUUACUGUUUCAUAUUUAAGCCUUAAAGCAGAAUAAACAAGGUCAUAAAAGAUUGUAAUAGAGACCUGCCCCUCUAUGCAGCUUUGAAAUAAGUCUGCAGCAUUAUUCCUUAGUCUGUUAGGCAAAAGAGGUCAGGCUCCACACAUUUUCUACCUCCUAUUCUGCUAAGUGUGUCCUCAGCUCACUGGGGUUGUGUUAGAAUUCUGGUAAUGCAGGAACAACUUCUCCUUUGCAAGUCUAAUCCUUCUUUAAGCAAGCGUUUCUGUGCAGGAUUGUCCUCUUGCUUUGCCAUGCUUGAUCCAGUUUGGAAAUGGAUCCCCAGGUGUGUCGGUCGUGUGCAGCUGAGCACUGGUAACUGCUUUGCCCAGCUGACAACGGUGAUGUUUGGUGAGAAACUGCUGAUGACUCUCUGCGUCCUGUUUUGCUUAUUCCUGAGCUAGACCAAAGUGGAAUUCUUCUGUUGGCAGAAUUGCAUCUUCUAUUUGGGUUAUAUAGGAAAUAAUGUCUUCAUUUUGACAUCUAUGAACAAAUUUACCUGGAUAGUUUAAUAAAGAUAAGUUGUAUAUUCUGAUAAAUA
Falco peregrinus (peregrine falcon) is the source of this 3002-nucleotide messenger RNA. It is a transcript of the gene DDX52, whose product is annotated as DExD-box helicase 52. The transcript has 15 exons. The coding region runs from base 33 to 1892 and encodes 619 amino acids. Gene Ontology annotation, biological process: maturation of SSU-rRNA. Gene Ontology annotation, molecular function: RNA helicase activity; ATP binding; nucleic acid binding. NCBI's taxonomy places the organism in Eukaryota, Metazoa, Chordata, Aves, Falconiformes, Falconidae. Gene Ontology annotation, cellular component: 90S preribosome. The record is from RefSeq and is a predicted model, not a curated record.